AGAGCAGCGUAGUAGCCGAGGAGGGAGGACCCUGCAGCCGCUGUUCUCUGGCAGAAACCCCGUAGUGCAGCAUAGCAGCGCCAUUAGGUAACUGCAACAGUAUCCAAAAUGGCAGGAGCUGAUGGAGACGACUCUCUCUACCCUAUCGCCGUUCUCAUUGAUGAACUGCGAAAUGAGGAUGUUCAGUUACGACUGAACAGCAUCAAGAAGCUAUCCACUAUUGCUCUGGCCCUUGGUGUUGAGAGGACUCGCACUGAACUCCUUCCUUUCCUUACAGACACCAUCUAUGACGAAGAUGAGGUGCUUUUGGCCUUGGCUGAGCAGCUUGGCAAUUUCACUAUGUUGGUAGGAGGGCCAGAGUACGUCCAUUGUCUCUUGCCUCCUCUGGAGAGCCUUGCUACAGUGGAGGAGACGGUAGUCAGAGAUAAAGCCGUGGAGUCCCUGCGGAAGAUCUCUCAGGAGCAUUCUCCAGUUGACCUGGAGGUCCAUUUUGAGCCUUUGGUCAAGCGGCUGGCAAGUGGUGACUGGUUCACUUCUCGCACAUCUGCAUGCGGCCUCUUUAGCGUCUGUUAUCCACGUGUGUCCAGCACCGUCAAGGCUGAGAUCCGCCAACAUUUUCGCACCUUGUGCGCAGAUGACACUCCUAUGGUGCGUCGUGCUGCAGCAUCUAAACUUGGAGAGUUUUCCAAAGUCCUGGAGCUGGAUUAUUUAAAAAGUGACAUCAUUUCUCUCUUCACUGCUCUAGCCUCUGAUGAGCAGGACUCCGUGCGGCUGCUUGCUGUGGAGGCUUGUGUCAGCAUUGCUACUUUGCUGCCUCAGGAGGACCUUGAGACCCUGGUGAUGCCAACCCUGCGCCAGGCUGCAGAAGACAAGUCCUGGAGGGUCCGCUACAUGGUAGCUGACAAAUUCUCUGAGCUCCAGAAAGCAGUGGGACCAGAGAUCACCAAGAACGAUCUGGUCCCGGCCUUCCAGAAUCUUCUGAAGGACUGUGAAGCUGAGGUCCGUGCUGCUGCAGCAAACAAAGUGAAAGAGUUCUGUGAGAACCUCCCAGAGGACAGCCGUGAGCAAAUCAUCAUGACUCACAUUUUGCCCUGUGUCAAGGAACUUGUUUCAGACACCAACCAGCAUGUGAAGUCUGCCCUGGCCUCAGUCAUUAUGGGCCUUUCUACCAUCCUGGGCAAGGACAACACAAUAGAGCACCUACUGCCUCUCUUCCUGGCUCAGCUCAAGGACGAGUGCCCAGAGGUGCGUCUCAACAUCAUCUCCAACCUAGACUGUGUGAACGAGGUGAUUGGCAUCCGUCAGCUCUCCCAGUCACUGCUGCCGGCCAUUGUGGAACUGGCAGAGGAUGCAAAGUGGAGGGUCCGCCUCGCCAUCAUAGAGUACAUGCCCCUGUUGGCAGGACAGCUGGGAGUGGAAUUCUUUGACGAGAAGCUCAACACCCUUUGUAUGGCCUGGCUUAUUGAUCACGUGUAUGCCAUCCGCGAAGCAGCCACCUGUAACCUAAUGAAGCUGGUGGAGAAGUUUGGAGCAGAGUGGGCUCAGAACACCAUCGUGCCCAAAGUGCUGGGCAUGGCCAACGACCCUAACUACCUCCACCGGAUGACGACUCUAUUCUGCAUCAACGCUUUGUCAGAGGCGUGUGGCCAGGACAUCACUACUAAGCAGAUGCUACCAGUGGUCCUCAAGAUGUCCACUGACCAGGUCGCUAACGUCCGCUUCAACGUGGCCAAAUCCCUUCAGAAGAUCGGCCCCGUCCUUGACAGCAAUGCCCUUCAAACAGAAGUGAAGCCGGUGCUGGAGAAGCUGGCAACAGACACAGACAUGGAUGUCAAGUACUUUGCCCAGGAAGCUAUCAGUGUUCUGGCCCUAGCAUAACCAACCCAACAUGGCUAAACCAGACAACCACCCAAGGCAACAACGCAAACACUUUUACAAGAUAUUUAUUGAUGUUCAGAAACAACUGGUAAAUGUAUAGAGAAAGCUGUUAACGAUUGUUUUAUCCUUUUUUGUUUACUGUCCAAUGGUAGGGCACAGGCCUCUUUCUUAAUCUUCCUCUUUGCUGUAGAUGGGUGCAUUAACAAAGAAAGUGAUGAAAUUGCAUUAAGUGGCGCAUGCUGACUAAUGCGCUACUGUACUAGCAAAGCAUCGCUAACAGAACCCCUCUUACAUUCCUCCCUCUUACAUCCUCGCCCACUGUUGUACUUCUGCCGCAGCGUACCACAUUCUUUCGCUACCUAGCACCCAGCGCUGUGCUAGCACUCUGCGUUUUUCUACCAAUGCUAGACGCAAACUUCGAGCAGCAGAUGGUGCAGCGAGCGGUUUAUUUUGUUGAACUUCCUACCAAAUCGACCUUUUUUCUUUUUUUUUCUUCACCUGACCAAACCUGUUGUGUCUCCUUAAUGCAUCACAGGAUUGUUGUGUAAAAAGCUCAGACAAAGAAAUAACGGGGUGUCAAUUACUGUAGGUAAUCUGAUGAACUCUCAAUGAUUGCAUGUACUUCCCCAACUCUAUCUAACAGACUUACAUGCCUGUGUGCGCUGUUUGUUCUCCGCAGCAACACAGAUUGAAUUGGUCAAACAAUGAAUUACCUCGGGCCACUGUAAUGGGGACCGUCUCAGUCGUAAAGUGUUGCUCAUAAUUAUCCCUCCUCCAAAUCCUCAGUGAUUUUGCUGAUGUGCUAGGGUGGGAAGUAAUGGUCAGUUGUGAUUUUCUGCAAUGUGUUCUCGGCAUCGCUCUUAAUCUUUGUGCCAAUUACUUUGAUAAGCAGUGACGUUUUCUUUUAGUAAGCCUGGGUAAACACUUCCUGCCUGUCCUCUUCCUGUCAGGGCCACUUUAUUCCUCGGACGUUAAUAGGAUGGUAAAACUAAAUUGACUACAGCUAUGAGGGCCGAGGGAUUAACAAAACCAUGUCACUCCUUAUGUUCUAGAGCCACACAGUUUUCCAUGCCAAGUCCUCCACUGUACAUGAGAUUUUAAAGCAUAAGGCCCUCGAACAUGAAGGGCCACCCAAGGAUUCUUGCUUUCAAAUGUACACGAUGGAGAACAAGUGCAUGCUUUCAAACCAAGUGGGAUGGGAAAGAUGGAGAAUGUGUACGUAAGGUUGCAUAAUGUUUUAUUAUGGGGUGGGUGCUGGCGUGGUUAUGGGCGGGUUGAAUAAAUAUAUCGUCUGCGUUGAUAAAAGAAACUUUUGUCUUUCCCUAAACUACUCCCGCUGUUCCCUUCUCCCCCCCCCCCCCCCCCCUCAUUUUUUUCUUGAAUAAACCUUGAUUGUUGAUUGUCCUGUAUCACGAAGACUGUGCUUUUAUUUUUACUUUGAAUUCUCUCCACACUUGAUGCUGUACUACUGUAUCUUGAUCUGAAUAAAGUAACACAAAAUAA
Molecule: messenger RNA, 3381 nt
Organism: Cottoperca gobio
Lineage: Eukaryota; Metazoa; Chordata; Actinopteri; Perciformes; Bovichtidae
Gene: ppp2r1bb
Product: protein phosphatase 2, regulatory subunit A, beta b
Exons: 15
Coding region: 109-1878 (589 amino acids)
Biological process (GO): protein dephosphorylation
Cellular component (GO): cytosol; cytoplasm; nucleus
Molecular function (GO): protein binding; protein phosphatase regulator activity
Source: RefSeq, a predicted model, not a curated record